Molecule: messenger RNA, 1329 nt
Organism: Mycosarcoma maydis (corn smut)
Lineage: Eukaryota; Fungi; Basidiomycota; Ustilaginomycetes; Ustilaginales
Exons: 1
Coding region: 1-1329 (442 amino acids)
Molecular function (GO): mRNA binding
Source: RefSeq, a predicted model, not a curated record
AUGGCUACACCGAUCCGAGCGCUGGUGCACGUUGCGAACCUGCCGGCGACGACAACGGAACGCGCGCUGCGUGAGAUGUUUGGGUCGCUGGGGCAGAUGCAGUCAGCCAGGGUGGUAGCGAGUCGGUCGGCUGGGGGGCUUGCGUACGGGUUCGUAGAGUACGUCGAUGUUGCAUCUGCGGAGCGCGCAAUUCGCACCAUGAAUGGCUGGGUUUGGUUUGGUACACCCAUCAAGGUGUGCUGGGCUAAGCACAGUAUGCAUCCGGACGCGGUGAACGAGUGGGUGGAAGUAGACAGACCUGUUGGUAUGCGUAGUGGUGUGCAUUCGCACCUGUUCGUCGGCGACCUCUCGCCCGACGUCGACGAUGCGUUGCUGCAGUCGUUUUUCUCGAGAUUCACCUCGUUGGCCGAUGUACGCGUGAUGUACGAUGCAGCGACGGGCAAGUCACGUGGAUUCGGAUUCAUCAACUUUCGUAGCAAACAGGAUGCAGACGAUUGCAUCGCCACAUGCCAGGGACAGUGGCUGCGCGGUCGACAGAUCCGCGUCAAUUGGGCCAACCAGAAGAACCAGCCGAGUCAAGCACCGGCGACGCUAACGCCAACCGCGACCGCGACCGCGACCGCGACGUGCUCAGCGUAUUCUGACACGCCUCUCUCGUUAUCACACGCGGGCAGCGGCGUGUCGACGAAAACAUCGGCCACGCCCAGUGAACUUUCGUCGACUUCAUCGCUCAUUAAUGACGCAUCGCUACAAGUUGCACUUCCACGGCGUCAUACGACGCUUGGCUCUCAACCACAGCUGUCGACCAUCACGAGGAAUCCAGCCAACAUACUGCGCUACAACUACGACCGCGUUGUAUCUGAAGCGCCCAGCUCACAGACCAGUGUGUAUGUUGGCAAUAUCUCCCCGCUCACAUCGCAGCAAGACCUCGUACGCAUCUUUUCGCCAUUUGCCCACGGCCACCACCUUGAAGCGCGCAUCCCGCCCGGGCGAGGCUACGGCUUCGUCACGCUCAACACGCACGAACAAGCCGCCAGCGCCAUCUGCACAUUGAGCAUCCAAGGCGUCUUCAUGCACAGUCGCUGGUUGCGCUUCGGCUGGCAGAAAAACCGUCCCUCCCCACUACCCAUUCAACAUCGCUCCGAAAGCGCCCCCGAACACAUGCUCUACACCCUACACAACCAGCCCCGACAACACACCCCCAAUCAAUCAUCACAAUCCCUCCCAUCCCAACAAAAUAUCCUCUCAAGGACCCAGCCUCAGCCACAUCAGCAAAAACCUCCCCCACCUUCCUCGUCGUCCUCUUCCAACGAGUUUCAACCUUUCUAG